AGUACACAUCAUGAGUCCAAAGUGUUCGGAGGGUCGCUUCUGUGGUGGCUUUCUCGUGAAUCGUGACAAUUUAUGAAUACAUUGUGGUUUAUUCUCUGUGUACAUUCGCUGGUUUUCACAAAGUGAAGUGCAACUUUCACAUUUUCUCUCUUCCUCUCCUUUUUGAAUUUACACGAAAUUACACUUCGCUUCUCACUUUCCUCUGUGAAUAAUAAAACAAAAUACCGCCGCCAAUCAACAUCCCAUCAAGUUUAGAAGAACCCCAGACAAGCUUCGAGAAUGCUGCACGGAUUCCCGUGAACUGAGACGUCUAAAAAAAGCCAGGAAGGUGGAUUUGUAAUUAAAAAGAAGGAAAAGUUGAAGCUGGAAAAUUGUGAAUAUUUUGCAUAAUUUACACCCAUCUUUCGCAUCGCACCACCACAUACUUUUGUACAACCUACAUACAUAUAUCUGUUCGAGACCAACGGAUCUCUCCUCCCAUCUUAAUCUUGCACAAGAAUCCCCGCAGUGAAAACUAUCCCUAUCGAGAAUAGCAUUACUUUCAAGAGUGGGCCACAAGAAGGAAGAAAAAGAGAAAGAUGACAGAGAGAUAUGCUGAGGAAUCGUCAAUUCUUUCGGAUCAAGAUGAUGUAAUUGGGGUGUCAUCGUCAGAUAUGGAGGAGGAGGAUGCUGACGAUGAGGAUGAGCAGGAGAAUGGGACAGACACCGAAGGAAUGCACAUCCCAUUCAGUCCGCAACUAAUGGACUCCGUGUCUAUUCGCACCGAGAUGGAGGAAACAAAUCCCACAACGGAGUUCAAUGGUCUCAAAUCCAUUCUCAAGCUCUUCGGCUACGGAAGUGGUCUACUCCUGUCCACCUUUGCCCUCAUCAUCCUCCUACCACUCUACUACGAACAAUUGGCACUCAAUGGUGAACAAUUUAACAUCUUCGGAGCCAUUCUCUUUGUAAGCUUCAUCGUGACGAUGAUCCUAGUUGGGAUAUCCGUUAUCCUUGGGAGUAUUAACAAGUGGAAGGUACCCUUCUACAGACCACCUGUGCCAUGGAAAAGAUUGCUCCCCAUCGUCACAUCCUUUGGAGUGAGUAUCGUCCUUUUCACUGUAAGCUGCUACCAGAGAGUGCCAUGCCAUCUUCAGGAUCCACUCAAGGGUGGUGCUCUUGUCUUCUCACUCAUCUUCUACUUUUUCUUCUGCAGAAAAGUGAUGGGAUUGCAACGAAUUUUCUCUGCAACAACCGCCGUUGUUGGGCUCUUCAUCUCCGUGGACUAUGGCUUGUGUGAUGAAUUCCGGUGUCGAGGGAGUGAUCUAACCGUAACACCUAACGACGAUGCUACAGCAUCCGUUGGUUGGCAAGGACGUGCUGUUUGGACACUCUUUUACGUGAUUGCAAUUUUUGUUUGGGCCUUCCAUGUUGUCCUCCUCGAGGGUUUUGUCGUCUCUGUCCCAAAGAAUGGCAAAUCCCCCGUCACGUCAGCCACACCGAACCAUCUGUUGAGGACAGUGUCAAGAAUUGUGGCCAAUUCUGAACCACUACUGACCCCGACGCCAAUUAAGAAGCCACCAAGCCGUCAGAGAGUCCACCCACUUCAUUUGAUUGUUUGGAUUCAUGCCCUAAGCUUUGUCUUUAUCGUGGCAUUUGGUUGGAUUGACAUUUUUCCAGCAGCUGGACGGAUUAAAUCCUUUAGUAGCCACAUGUCUGACAUGGAAAAUUCUCUACUGUGCCAUCUUAAUAUAUACAAUCGAGUACCUGAUGUGAGAAGUAACCAGGAAGAUGUAGACUUAUUGUCCAAUUUAGUUCCCGAUAGUCCACAAUACAACAGAACCGUCCAAAGAUUGCGCAAGCCGAGGAGUUUGGAUGCCACCGAGGGUGACACAACUAAUCACACCAAGCUCAAUGAGGCUCGCGAAAAGUUGCAUGAAAUCGAUCCAGGAGACUUUCAUAGAAUAUUCCACGUGGCAACACCUAAGCACACCAUAGCUGGACUCAAUCAUACAGCCCAUAAGAUCAAUACAGAGCGUCAUUGGCACAAAAGUAAACCUAUACCGCAGAAGAAGAAGCACCAUGAUCGGCUCAAAAAUAAUAAUAGUAACAAUCGAGCAACUAACAUUGUGCUAGAGAGAAAGAUUUCCGGUGAUUGUGGUCACUGUCAGAUGUAUGCUCUCCUCCUUGUGGGAGUGUACCUAAUCUUUGCGGUGUGCAUAGUGAAUUUCCUCAUUGUGGCGGAAUCAGCCGUUUUCACGGUGACCGUUAUAACUGCCACACUACCCCUCGUGGGUAUCUUCUGGUCAAUAUUUAAAAUCUCAAAGACAACCACUAUUGCCACACUAAUUUGGUCUCCUGAGAUUUCUGGAGAGUUCAUCUGCUCACUACUGGGAACACCAAUUGUCUUCCUGGGCUUGGGACUCCUAUGUCGCGCCUAUGUGUCGGAAAAUUCCGCUACAUCGAGAUGCGAGACGCCCUCGGUGUCAUCCUCCCUGCGCAAUCGUUAUACCUCAUUCUCGUAAGACACACAGGAGAAAUAAACAGAGAUAUAAUAGUAAAAAGACACAUUAUUGCUCAGAGAGUGAAGGAAUACAUUUCCAAUGUCAAUAAAAUUUAGUGUUUUAUACUAGGAAUGGUUGUACGAGGAUACCCAUAAUGUACGGUAUCGCUCGCUGAGUGACUACAUAAAGUUUAUUACGAUAUGGUGUCAAAGUCAUAGAGGUUUUAAUCAAAGAGGUUCUUUCCCCACAUGAAAGUAGCGAAUGUGUAUUAAAAGGACACAAUGGAUUUUACUUCUAUUAAAUGGUACUAAAUGGUAUAAUUGAAAAUUAAAAAAAAAAGAGAUAUUAACUGAAAAUUUGUAAGUUCACAGUUUAUACGGGGUCGUAUGAAAUAAUAAUAAAAAAGUAUCACAAUAAAAAGCUUAAUCAAAAGAACUAAACUAAAUUAUGUAAAUUAAAUUAUUUACUCUAAUUCAAUGUGCCACAUUUCUUUCAAAGUGCCAAAAAAAGAUAUUUAAUUAAAUAAAUUUAUUAAGCUAAAUUUUGAUUAAAAGGAUUUAAAUUGCAAUGAAAAUGAAUAAGAAGAGCGAAAAAAGGAGUUCAUUAAUUAUGCAUGGUUUUUUAUUUAAAUAAAAGGAAAAAUAUUUUGAAGAAAAGGCCUAAAUUUCUUUACAACAAAAAAAAUGAAAGGAAUCUCUUUUCUACUCCAUAACCAAUUCCUACCCACCUUCCAACCUUAUACUACAUUAACUACCUACACUUCUCCAUAUACCCAAAACCAGAACAAAAAUAAUAGAAAAAAAUAAUAAAAUUGAAUCGAAUUGUAUAGAAAUAUUGGUAUUCAUCGUAUGUGGUAUACCAACUAAUAUCUCAAUUUUCACAAACGACCCCGUAUAUUUAUUAAAAAUUAUUGUAAUAUGUUUAUAUAUAGGUAACUUUUAGUAUAUCAUAAAUAAAAUUUAUUAUUGUGUAAUGUUUGUAUAUUUGGUGGAACAAAUUAAAAGCGAGUGUUCUUCUGAAAACAUAGCAUAAAAAAUAAUGGAGUAAUUUGCAUACCACAGCAGAUUUACCUAAAAUAGUCGCAAAAAUUGUAUACUGUUGAUGAUGUUACUCAUAAAAUGCUCAAAGCCAAGCAGAAAUUUAAAUAAAUUAUUUUUCAGUAAGCGCUAAAAA
This is a messenger RNA of Lutzomyia longipalpis, 3653 nucleotides long. RefSeq lists its product as uncharacterized. Bases 579 to 2501 code for a protein of 640 amino acids. The record is from RefSeq and is a predicted model, not a curated record. The transcript is spliced from 6 exons. Lineage: Eukaryota; Metazoa; Arthropoda; Insecta; Diptera; Psychodidae.